Molecule: messenger RNA, 1207 nt
Organism: Umbelopsis ramanniana AG
Lineage: Eukaryota; Fungi; Mucoromycota; Umbelopsidomycetes; Umbelopsidales; Umbelopsidaceae
Exons: 2
Coding region: 31-1104 (357 amino acids)
Cellular component (GO): cytoplasm
Source: RefSeq, a predicted model, not a curated record
CACCACACACUCCUCACACAAAUUACAAACAUGAGCAGAAUCGGCGUAACCAUUCUUACCGGAUUCCUCGGUGCAGGAAAGACAACCCUGCUGAAUAAUAUUCUGAAGCAAGUAGCUGAGAACGUCAAUAAAACCUCGUCCUUACCCAAGCGCGUCAGCGUCAUAGAAAACGAAUUCGCAGCUGCCGUUGGCUUCGAAAACGAGGUCCUUACGCCACAGUAUGCGCGGCUAGAGAACCUGUAUGAGUUUGGAUGGGGAUGUGUCUGCUGUUCGUCUAGCGGAGAACUUAUCGGUGUCCUAGGCGAUAUUGCCGACAGAAACAAGACUGCAGAAGGAGAAGACGAUUUAACAGACCAUGUUAUCUUAGAAAGCACCGGCCUUGCUGAUCCUGCGCCUAUUUUAAACCUAAUCAGCCAGAACAGCGGAACAGGCAUUGAAGAAGAGUUUUACGUGGACUCCAUCAUCACCGUAGUGGAUUCCAGGAACUUCAUCUCCACAACCGUUAAUGCCAUGGUUACAAAGCCAAAAGAUACCACAGAAUCAGCGUACAAGAAUGAACGUAUUGCACAAAUUCUGACUUCCGAUAUCAUCAUCCUUAACAAGUUGGAUCUAUUAGACUCAGCCACUCGAGACGCCGAUAUCGACAGAUUACAAGGCUUUAUCAAAGACUACAACCCUACAGCCAAUAUCAUAAAGACAUCGUAUGGUGAAGUCGACGCAAGCAAACUUUUUAACGUUCGACCCGAAAACGAACUGGCUGCAGAAGUGCUGAAUUCCGAAACUCAAAAGCAGCAUGAUCCAAGUAUCGAGCAUACUUUAGUUCUUGUUGACGGGGAUGUUGAUGUUGAAAAGGUCAAGAAGCUUGUGAACGAUAUGACAAGCAAACUUGGUGAUAAUUUGUUGAGAGUCAAAGGUGUAUUGUCUGUACCAAACAGCGAAUACAAGAUGGUCUUACAAGGAGUCAAUGAUCAACUCUCGGUGACAGCGCAUCAAAAAUGGGGAGCUUCAGAAUCAAAAAAUUCAAGACUUGCAUUUAUUGGAAAGGACAUUCGACGUGAAAAUCUUCAUUUGCAAGGUGAACUAGAAGCAGCUCGUAUAGCUUAAAUUUGAGGUUAUAAAAUAUGUAUAAUAUGUAACAAAUUGUAUCAUUUUCAACGCGUUCUAAAUAAUAAUGAUUAUGCGUCAUUAACCAGGGAAUCAUAGCCGU